AUGGCGAAUUCAAGUGAAGAGCAACUUCGUGUGUGGGCAGCCGAGGCGUUUUAUUGGAUCACAAGUUCUGAAAGCACUUCAAGACGGACUUGCCUCGUUUCUAUCAUCGGAACCAGAUCUUGCCCCAACAUUAACCAAUAUUGCUCGGUUCGUUCCUCGGAACAGAACCGAAGCGCGCGCGACUCUUGUUCCUUGCGUUUGCGCCCUUAUAUUAGGGAGGCCUGCGCUGGGGACAUCGACCACAGUUCGUUUCAAACUGUUCCUUCAUCAUCUUCGUUCUUCUUCAACCGUAAGCACUGUUGUGUUAUCACUCACCCGCUCUACGAGUCCAAGGUAUCUCGUGCCAAUAUUGCUCACGAGCACAUGGAUCUUUCCCCAGACCGAAACGGUAUUCUGAGUGAGUUGAGAUUGGUUUAG
Molecule: messenger RNA, 417 nt
Organism: Guyanagaster necrorhizus
Lineage: Eukaryota; Fungi; Basidiomycota; Agaricomycetes; Agaricales; Physalacriaceae
Exons: 2
Coding region: 1-417 (138 amino acids)
Source: RefSeq, a predicted model, not a curated record